Panicum virgatum (switchgrass) is the source of this 2378-nucleotide messenger RNA. RefSeq lists its product as uncharacterized. The transcript is spliced from 2 exons. Gene Ontology annotation, cellular component: Ino80 complex. Bases 450 to 2051 code for a protein of 533 amino acids. The record is from RefSeq and is a predicted model, not a curated record. NCBI's taxonomy places the organism in Eukaryota, Viridiplantae, Streptophyta, Magnoliopsida, Poales, Poaceae.
ACCCUGCCGGCAAAGCGGCCGCAGAGCCGCUGGCCGCUGCGCUACAGCCGCGGGAGGAGACGGGCAGCGGAAGGCCAGGCCGGCAUCACCAAUCCCUGCGCUUUUCGUCGUGCGCACGCGUGGUUUUCGCGGCCGCGGAUGGUAAGCCAGCCGGGCAGCCGCGGGACAAAAUGGGAAGCGAAGCGAAGCAGAGGCGCAGGCGCAACAGCGCGGCGGCACAGUACCCAUCACCUCACUGCUCCUCCCCGUUCCCCAAUCCUCCCUUCCUCGCCAAGCGCCUGCCUUUCCCCUCCUCGGCGCCGGCCGGCUGCGGCUCCGACCCGAUCCCCGGCGCGUACGCACGGAACCCUCUAUCUGAUGAAGUGGUGGUGUGCUCGAAACUCCGUUGACUAUCCUCUACUUUGAUCAUCUCUUAUCCGCUUGGAGAAUUAGACCACUUUUUUCGGACAAUGGGGAUUGUCAAGAUAGCGAGUGGUGAGCCUGCAGAAAAGAGUGGUUCCAGCUGUGGAGAUGGGGACCUUACACGAGAUGACAGAGUGCUGCUUCAGAGCUUUCCUAUUGACGACUCUCAUGACUAUGAACUUGCAGAGGUCGACUGUGAGUUUGCAAUGUCCAGAGGUCAGGUGUGCAAUGUGCCAUAUGGGCUUUAUGAUCUGCCUGACUUGACAGAGGUUCUUUCUUUGGAGAUGUGGAAUUCAUGCCUCACAGAAGAUGAUAGAUUGUAUCUAGCAGCCUACCUCCCGGACAUGGAACAACACAACUUCGUUACAACAAUGAAAGAGCUGCUUAAUGGUGAUGCUAUCUUCUUUGGAAGUCCACUUAGAAGCUUUUUCCUUAGAUUGAACGGUGGGCUUUAUUCUCCACAAGUUUCUCAGGCAAGAGAGUUACUAUUGAUGUUUCAAAGACGAAGAUAUUAUCAAUUUCUGAUGAUGUACCAUGAUGGUAUGGUUGGCAAGUUUGCAUCCAUGGCCAAACUGUUGAGAAAUUCUGUUAUGAGUGCUAGUCUUAGAGAGAAGGUUCCCAUCUCGCACAACCGGGUAUAUGAGAAGCAGUUCCCAUGUGUAGGUCUCAGGGGUGAGUCUGCCACUAUGUCAGUGUCACCAAUGAAGCAAGCUAAACUUAUGGAUGGCUCAUUACCAAUGAAGCAAGCUAAACUUAUGGAUGGCUCAUUAACCACUCAUCGUUCAAGCAGACAUAAUGAAACAGGCAAUGUAGCCAAAUCAGCAGAAAUGAACACACUGGAAAGUCAAAUCUUCCAUCCUCUCAGUGAUCCCAGGCAAAAUUGUGGUAAACUACGAAAAGGUGUGCUGAAAAUAAGUACUGGUUGCGCUUCUCAUAUUGAUGGUAGUAAAGGUAUACAUCACAGACCUAGACUGGUUCUAGUUGAUCAGUUAGGAAUGCAGAGCUCCACCUUUUUUGCUCCACCUCAUGCUUUUGCGCAUGAUGUACAUGUUUAUUCUGAGAAUUCAUCUUCUCACAUCAACACAGACAGUGGUACUCCUGCUUGUUCACGACGGAAUCCCUUAGACACUUGUGCUCUGAUUGGCAAAAGCCCACUUGGAGUCCAAAUGACAGUUCCAGAGGAGCACAAUGCAGUUUAUCCUUCCAUGAUGCUUAGAGGUUUCUAUCAGCCAGCAGCUAACCAUAGUUUAGUGUAUUCCAGUGAAGCAUAUGACACCAGAGAAUGUGGCCACAUGAAAGACCUUUUGAAGAACUUUGGUCAUCAGAACAGGAUAGUUCAUCAAAGUUCUCCUGACCCAUGUGCAGGAGUUAGUGAUGGUCACGAAGUGAAUGCAUACACGACACUGCACAGUAUAAGAAAUGUUGAAAGUAUUUCAGAGAUGUUAAACCUUGGCACAGGGAAAUUGUCAGAGCAUUUGGAAACGGUGCGCAAGUAUCAUGAUGGCGUGAAGCUGGAGGCACCCCCUGCCAAGCCUGUUACUGAAGUUGAAGAAGCUCGACAAUUCGCUUACACCUACGCAAGGAGGAAGCCGCACAAGAGGUCAACUAUGGUGGAAGAUACAGUGUCACCGGGUGUGCUAUCAACAUGAAUGUGAAGGCAAUCACACUCUGAAGCUUGGCAAUUGCAAACAAUGGGAGCUGAAUAUAGUUGGGGAUAAAAUUUAGCAUCCAUCUGACAUAGUAAAUAAACAUGAAUUAUUUUUCCUUUCUCCUAUGACAACGAUAACCAAAGCCUAGAGUAUUUCGCCCGUUUGAGAUUGGUAUAAGUAGUUUACACUUCAUUACUUCAAUAGUUGAACUAUUCAAGUAUGCAAAUCAGUCAUAUCUGGCUGCUAAGUUCAGGGAGAUUUUUGCCUGCUAUUAUACAUAACCAGGGUUACCAUUUCUUGGUGGCUGCAAUAUUUCUUGUGCUACAA